CCAAAGCGGAAGUAGUUGAUCCAAACAGUUGUUGAUCUCGUGCGUGGUCAGUAAUCGUCCUAUUUUUUGUGUCACAAAAACGACAGAAAAUACUCGACAGAGUGGCUGCUUGGAGUCCCCUUCGAGCAUGGAGAAAGAAGACGAGACCGUGGCGGUCAAAAGGACCAGUUCGGAGCAGAGAAAGCUGCGUUCGCGCGACGCGGCCAGAUGUCGGCGCAGCCAGGAGACGGAGGUGUUUUAUGAGCUCGCCCGCACUCUGCCGCUCCCGCGCAAAGUCUGCACCCACCUGGACAAGGCCGGCAUCAUGAGGGUCACCCUCAGCUUCCUGCGGAUGCAGCAGCUGCUGCAGCCCCAUGAGGGAGACACGAAAGAAGAGAAGGAUGAUGAGGAAGAGGAGGAGGACCCCAUGGACGCCUUCUAUCCUCAGGCUCUGGCAGGCUUCGUCAUGGUGAUGACAGAGGAGGGUGACAUGAUCUUCCUGACAGAAAACGUCAACAAACACAUCGGCAUCACGCAGCUGGAGCUGCUGGGUCAGAGUAUUUAUGACUUCGUUCAUCCCUGUGAUCAGGAAGAGCUCCGAGACCUGCUGACUCCACGCCCAGGCUUGAGUAAGAAAUCUCUGGCGGAGCAGCCCAACGAGGUGAACUUCUUCCUGAGAAUGAAGAGCACACUGACCAACAGGGGGCGCACUGUCAACAUCAAGUCUGCUACCUGGAAGGUGCUUCACUGCUCAGGUCACAUCCGUCCAUUCAGUGGCUCUGCUGCGCCCCCCGGUGCCAGGGUGAUGACAUUACUGUGCGAGCCCAUCCCUCAUCCGUCCAGCGUUGAGUUCCCCUUGGACACCUGCACUUUCCUCACCCGCCACAGCAUGGACCUGCGCUUCACCCACUGCGAGGGGAGGGUUACGGAGCUGGUCGGAUACAAACCCGAGGAUCUGGUUGGACGCUCUGCCUACGAGUUUUAUCAUGCCCUCGACUCAGACCACAUGAAGAAGAGUCUGCACACAUUGCUGUCCAAAGGCCAGGUGUCCACCAGCCACUACCGCUUCCUGGCCAAUAAUGGUGGCUUCGUGUGGGCGGAGACUCAAGCCACCGUCCUUUACAGCAGCAAGACAUCGCAGCCUGAAGCCAUUGUCUGCCUCAACUUCAUUCUCAGUUCUGUGGAGCAGCCAGACGUGGUCUUCUCCGUUGAGCAGACCCGCUCCGGCCUCCUGUCUAAAACCGAGUCCCCAAAUACGCCUCAGGAUAGUGGGUUUUCCGACUCCUGUGAGUCUGACGCUGAGCCCACUCCAGGUUCCGCCGAGGCCCAGGACCUGGAUCCCAGCAGCUCUGCUCGGCUUUUCCUGAAGCUGAAAGAGGAGCCAGAGGAGAUCCUGCAGUUGGCUCCUGAAUCCGGAGAUGCUGUGGUGCUGGUUGCAGCACCAGUCGAGCUGUCGUUCUCCAGUCCUCUCAGUCCAGACUCUGUUCCGGAUCAUCCUCAGGAACUGUGCACCCCCCAGCUUAGGCAGCUCCUGUCCCCCAUCUUUGAUACGCUUACGCCGUCCUCCUCUCCUGAGUCGGCACUGAGUGCAGCUCAGGAGGAGGUGAUGGACAUCGGCGAGGUGGAAAGGUUCUUUGCCUUGUGUCCAGAAGAUGUUCAGAAAAAGACUCAAACUUUGGAGAACGUGGAGGAAAUGGAUCUGGACAUGUUGGCUCCGUACAUCUCCAUGGACGAUGAUUUCCAGCUGACCCUCCUCAACACUUUACCUGAGGAAAGCAUCCAAGCUGCGUCUGAAAGCUCAACCAGGAAACGGACUUUUGAGUCUGACGACGAGAUGCUGCCUCAGCUGCUGAUUCAGGAGAAGAGACAGAAACAGGAAGAGGAGCUUCUUCUCACCCACAGACUGUUGGGCUGUCUGGAGGACAACGACCAGACGGAUCUGAUUCUUGAAUCGAGUCCAGGGAAGUGCAGUCAGCUUCUCACUGACAAAGACCCGGUUCUGGGAGGCAUUCAGAGUCUGUGCGACACUGCAGGUCUGAUGAGGGACGUGUUCGUUCCUCGCGUUGACGACCUCUCUCCACCUCUGUCGCCCAUGACCUGAAGCGGCUGCGGCCGUUGCAGUCGGCUCGACCUCCGCGCUCAAAGCCAGGACGUCGACGCUCGAUCUGUCAGCAAACAGAGCGCACACAUAAACAAACAAACCACACACAUGUACGCACAAGGACUUGGACUCUCGCUGCGUGUCCAUGCUGUAGGGUUGGAGCCGCCCUGGACGCUCCCGGCUGAGCUGGGGCGGCCUUGAGCGUUGGGUUUUUCUCAUCUUCCUCACUGUGAAACAAGCCUGUGAGCUGCAGCCGUGCAGGGGCUUGUCUGUCUUAGCCACUCGCGCUUCAUAGGCGUGCUCGGUCUGCGUCAUAGAAGCAGCGGUCAGAGCUAACUUCCUCCUUGCAGGGUGACAGGUGGGUCAUGUGGUCGGCCUCGGCAGAGAGGCCACUUUUUAACCAAUUUCCAAGUGCAGCUAAGAGACUCGUACCACGUUUAGGCAUGUCGUCACGAGCGUCAAAGACGGUCGUGUUGCCAUGUUUCAGCCAUUUGUGGUAUUUUAUCAGAAACAAACCAAAUCAGUGUCACGGCCGUUGCAUUUUCUUUUUCACGAUCACGAACAAGCCUGCGACUUUCGCCGUAAGCGUCGAUUUCAGUGGCAUUUUUUAAGACGUUUCUGCUUUUUAAGAGUUCACCGAUUUUAUCUGCAAAUCAAAAACAGUUUGUUGUAAUCUUCCUGAUGUGGGCGGGACUUCUACCUAACACUCCCUAUAAGCGAAAGCAGCGCAAUCAAUCACCCAGAAAGUCUUGUAAUUUGGUAUUUCUCAGACAUCCACAUGACAGAUUUGAUGUCAUUUGUCCUUUUAUGAUAAUUUCCAAUAUAUAAUUGACUAACCUGCUUUUCUGAAGCCGAUAUUAGCUCAGCAAGAGUAGUGUAAGCAUGUUUAUGCCUGUUAGAAUUGUGAUUAAGCUCUGGUAUUUUAGCCCCCCUCCCCCUUUAAGUUUGAUUUUUGAAGGCGUGUAAGAGUUGUACCCCACAUUAAUGAAAUGGAAUAGUCCUGUGUUCCUGCAGUGUUUGCAGUAUUUUGAAAUCAGUUUUUUUAAUUUGAUCAUUUAUUUUUCACACACAAACCCUCAAUCUAUCAACCCCAGUAAUAAUAAUAAUAUUAAAAAAACACAUCAAACCAAACCAAACGAAGUGUAAAACUGCCAGAUUGUUUCCCACGUGCUCGCUCCGUCUGAGCACCGUGCCUUCUCGUCCUCCUGUGAAAAUGCUCCCAGGUUCUUCUUGGUCUCGCUCAGACCGUUACCGUUUACACAGAUUCUGCUCUGAAUGUUCCCACUGAUUGAGGGGAGAAAUAAAUACUUUUAUUUUACUGGUUAUCUUGUAUGUACUCGAGUAAAUAAAGCUUCAUGAAAGAAA
Molecule: messenger RNA, 3445 nt
Organism: Oryzias latipes (Japanese medaka)
Lineage: Eukaryota; Metazoa; Chordata; Actinopteri; Beloniformes; Adrianichthyidae
Gene: hif1al
Product: hypoxia inducible factor 1 subunit alpha, like
Biological process (GO): cellular response to hypoxia; regulation of transcription by RNA polymerase II
Molecular function (GO): protein dimerization activity; DNA-binding transcription factor activity, RNA polymerase II-specific; RNA polymerase II transcription regulatory region sequence-specific DNA binding
Source: RefSeq, a predicted model, not a curated record